Molecule: messenger RNA, 1872 nt
Organism: Corylus avellana
Lineage: Eukaryota; Viridiplantae; Streptophyta; Magnoliopsida; Fagales; Betulaceae
Product: pentatricopeptide repeat-containing protein At1g77360, mitochondrial
Molecular function (GO): mRNA binding; protein binding
Source: RefSeq, a predicted model, not a curated record
CCGCAACGUCUCUCUGGAAGUCCACCACAUCGCUGAGCUCCACCGAAGGUCCGAAGCUAAUCGUGCUUCAGGUGAACUGUGAUUCUCAGUUCUGUUCGACAAUAUGAUUAAAAUUUGCAACUGCCGCAAGAAUCUAUUUUUGAAAGGGAUGAUGUUAGGUAGAAUGUUCAGUUCAAGUGAACUAACAAGAGAGGUUUCAGAUCCAAUGACAAGAAUUUGUGAAACUAUGAUGUCUUGCCCGGCAUUAGCUCUUGAUACUCCACUUAACCAAAGUGGAAUUAGAGUUUCUCCAGAUAUAGUUGAGGAUGUCCUCAAGAGAUUCGAGAAUGCUGGUAUGUUGGCAUAUCGGUUCUUUGAAUGGGCUGAGAGACAACGAAAUUAUGUGCACAGUGUCAGGGCUUACCACACCAUGAUCCAGUCUCUGGCCAAGAUAAGGCAGUAUCAGAUCAUGUGGGAUCUUGUGAAUUCUAUGAGGAACAAGAGCAUGCUAAAUGUUGAGACAUUUUGCAUUAUAAUGAGAAAGUAUGCCUCCGCUCAGAAGGUGGACGAGGUAGUUUACACAUUCAAUGUCAUGGAGAAAUAUGAUAUCCCCCCAAAUCUUGCAGCAUUCAAUGGCCUUCUAAGUGCCUUGUGCAAGUCUAAGAAUGUGAGGAAGGCUCAGGAGAUCUUUGACAGUAUGAAAGAUCGAUUUGUUCCUGACUCAAAGACUUACAGUAUAUUGCUUGAGGGGUGGGGAAGGUCUCCAAAUCUGCCCAAGGCAAGGGAGAUUUUCCAGGAAAUGGUUGACAUGGGUUGCGACCCUGAUAUAGUGACCUUUGGCAUCAUGGUUGACGUUCUUUGCAAGGCAGGAAGAGUUGAUGAAGCCAUUGAAAUAGUUAAGAAGAUGGAUACUGGGACUUGCAAGCCAACAUCUUUCAUUUAUAGUGUUUUGGUUCAUACAUAUGGGAUAGAAAACCGGAUUGAAGAUGCUGUAGGUAUGUUCUUAGAGAUGAAAAGACAUGGAAUUCAGCCUGAUGUGGCAGCGUACAAUUCCUUGAUUAGUGCUUUCUGUAAAGUAAACAAGUUAAAGAAUGUGUAUAGGGUCUUAAAUGAUAUGAAAUGCAAGGGAGUUACUCCCAAUUCAAGGACUUUCAACAUUAUUAUACGUAGUUUGAUAGUCCGCGGAGAGGCUGAUGAGGCAUCUAGAAUCUUUCGCCGGAUGAUCAAGGUAUGUGAACCAGAUGCAGACACAUAUACAAUGAUGAUAAAGCUGUCUUGUGAAAGCGAUGCGCUGGAUAUGGCUCUUAAAGUGUGGAAGUACAUGAAGUUGAAGCGAUUUGUCCCAAGCAUGCAUACAUUUUCGGUUCUUGUAAAUGGAUUGUGCAAGAAGGGGGAUGUUACUAAGGCUUGUGUGUUAUUGGAAGAGAUGAUAGAGAAGGGAAUCCGACCAGCAGGUGGGACAUUUGGGAGGUUGAGACAAUUGCUUAUAAAGGAAGGAAGAGAAGAUGUACUCAAAUUUCUUCAGGAGAAAAUGAACCUUCUGGUCAAGGAGCCUUUAUGUGAUUGAGAAGCGAUGGCUAGCAACAUAUUAAAACAAGAGCGGCUUAUAUUGUUGAUCCAGCGUGCAAGUGGUUUGCAGAUCAUUGUUGAUGGCACCAUAUAGGACAUUACAGAGUAUGUAAAUGAUCAGGAAGUUAUACAUUUGAUGAGGUGACUUGAUGAAAGAUAACGAAGUGGGAAAGAGUAAAAAUGAUUUCAAAGUUUCAAGACUAGAAGGAAAAAAGUGACUGGUAACUCGCACAAACUCGGAAUGUGUUUGUAUGAACUAUGUAGAUUUGUCUUUCAAGUAUUAUUAACCAUAUGUGAUCAAACAAAUGUAAUUGGUUUUUCAUA